UAUUGUUUAUUAGUUCUUUCUUCUUUAUUUGUUAUUUAUUAUUGUUGUUAUAUUGAUGAACGGGAACGACUAUAAUUAUUUCGUACCGAGUAUAAUUAUUGUAGAAUUAACUAUUUUUUUUUUUUAUUAAGAAUACGAAAAUUGUCAAUGGUCAAUAAUUGCCUAUUACAUUCUAAUAGAAAUUUAACAUUUUUAAAURAGUAUUUUUUUUAUAAUAUUCUACAUUUUGGCUGAUACUGUUGAUAGUUUUCAACAUGUUUCCAAUGGAAGAAUCAGAUGAAGUAUUUGAUGCUGUAAUCCGUUAUGGUUUAUACUUAGUUGCUAUUUUUCAAUUAGUAUGCAUAACAACUGUAUUUUUAUUGACUGAUCAAUCUAAUGACUCAAAAGAUAACGGUGAUGGCAGUSAAUAUGACUCUGAUGGUAGUACAUUUGCAUCACCUAGACGUCCAUAUUCUCAUCAUAGAUCAAGAAAACAAGACAAGAAGAAAAGACGAUGAGUUCAAAUAACUUAUACUUGUAAUAUUGUUCCUUUUUAAAUUUAACUAUUUCCUAUAGUGAUCUUAUACUUAUAGGUGUUUUUUUUUAUAUACACAACCUUAAACUUUUAAAUCUCAUUAUGUAUUUUACUAUUUUACUAA
Diuraphis noxia (Russian wheat aphid) is the source of this 638-nucleotide messenger RNA. RefSeq lists its product as uncharacterized. Lineage: Eukaryota; Metazoa; Arthropoda; Insecta; Hemiptera; Aphididae. Gene Ontology annotation, cellular component: membrane. The record is from RefSeq and is a predicted model, not a curated record.